UCCAGCGCUGUUUCUCGCCGGCGUCUUCGGUCUGAACUUGAAGUUCAUCAACCUCCCGCUCCUCGGUGUACCAGCUUCGUUAGCAUUCGGCUUCGGCGCAGUCUACAUGAUCUGCGCGGUCGGUGUAUACGUCUGAUUUCCUUCUCAUCAUCCGCCGGCGUUCGGGGCCACCUGUAGUCUACUGGAAUGAAAUAAAGUCAAGACUUCGAAGAUACCACAUCUGCUUUCCCGCUAUCUCACCACAUCUACUACUAAACGCAUAUCAUACAGCCCCAUAGUACAUCAUGGACGAUGAAGACGAGCUACCGCUCCUUACCGCCGUGUCGAGCUCUGCUCGCCAACUCUACCUUCUCCUCCGCUGCAUAAAUUUCGCCGAAAAAGCACACGUACAAAUCAAUGAAGGGGGGCUGCAGUUCUCGGUCGACGAGGCCAGUGUUAUGGAAGGCUCCGCCUUUAUCUCCAAGGACCUCUUCACAACUUACACCUUCCGCCCACCCACCCCACAGCGCCCUUCUCAACGCGAGAUUGGUGACUCUGACGACGAAGAAGACGAAGAUCCCGAGGACACGCUCCCCACCUUCCAACUAUCUCUCCCCGCGCUCUUAGAAACCCUCCAGAUUUUCGGCCUCACCGAUCCGAAUAGCUCCAAACCUCCAUGGGCUCGCGACAACCCCACCUCGACUGCGACAGGUGGCGCCUUCACCAACAAUGUCCUCGGCAUGAACAACAUGUGCCGCAUCGCCUACGAUGCGCCAGGCUCGCCGCUCUCCAUAAUUCUCACGGAAGCAACGAUACGCACAACGUGCAACCUUACCACAUACGAGCCUGCGUUUAGCGAGGAGAUCCCAUUCGACAGGCAGAGUCUGGCACUCAAGACAAUCAUGCGCGGGACAUGGCUCUACGACGCUGUGUCCGAGCUGUCGUCCACAAGUCCCGAGAAACUCACUCUCUGGGCACGAACUCGGGGUCGAAAACCGUACUUCGCGCUCAGCUCCUCCGGCACGCUAGGCUCCGCGCGCGUUGAAUUCAACAACACCCCCACCCGGCCCCCGCCGCCCACCAAUCCCCCAGCGGACCCGCCGCCGCCUCCUGCGAACCUACUAGAGACGUUCCAGCUCAGUGACCCGACGUCCACGUUUAGAGCGAGCUACAAGUUUAGCCUGAUACAACGCGCGGCGAGGGCAAUGAGCGUGGCGACCAAGGUCAGCGUCCGGGUGGAUGAGCAAGGCGUGCUGAGCCUGCAAUUUAUGAUUGAGGUCGAGGCUGGGAAGGUGAGCUUUGUUGAUUUUCGGUUCGUGCCGCUUGUUGAAGAGGACGAGAAUGAGGGGGAUGACACGCAGUUUCUGGGUGGCGAGGGGGAAGACAGCAAUGGGAGUGUCAUGGAGGAUGAGGAUGAGCUGUACGGUAUGUAGCCCAGUUAAUCACAUGUUUCGAAAGACAUUGCCACAUCGGUUACA
Molecule: messenger RNA, 1457 nt
Organism: Paraphaeosphaeria sporulosa
Lineage: Eukaryota; Fungi; Ascomycota; Dothideomycetes; Pleosporales; Didymosphaeriaceae
Product: Rad1-domain-containing protein
Exons: 4
Coding region: 285-1412 (375 amino acids)
Biological process (GO): DNA repair; DNA damage checkpoint signaling
Cellular component (GO): checkpoint clamp complex
Source: RefSeq, a predicted model, not a curated record